AUGGUUGCCGCGCGAAGAGAUGAUAGGAAUGCCAAAUCGUACAACCUGUCAUGUAACAACCUAACCGGCGGUCCGCCAGGCUUCGUAACCGUUGGCAAUAACAACAGGAACAACAAUGCUAACGCCCCUGCACCGCAGCGUGCUCCUAACGCACCGAACCAAGCACCACCAGCUCGGGGUCCGGGUGUUCAGGGCCAAGGCCAUGGCAAUCCUCAACCGCCGCCGCCGCCGCCGCCACAGCAGCAGCAGCAGCAACAGCAACAGCAACCCGACUUCCACCAGAUGCCCGCUAUGAACAACGCCCGGGGCCCACAACCCGGAGAGGCGGAUCCUCAUCUGCAGCCAGGAGGGCAGACUGAAUUCGAUGAGCGGCCAUUAGGGCAGGGCCGAAGCGAGGAUGCUGACGCUGAACCCGCUGCUCCUGAUGGCGGGCGGGGCGGAGACGCGAAGAAGAAGAUAAUGAUGAUGACGCAAGGUGAAGUGAAGAUGGAAUGA
Alternaria triticimaculans is the source of this 495-nucleotide messenger RNA. RefSeq lists its product as uncharacterized. The transcript has 4 exons. The record is from RefSeq and is a predicted model, not a curated record. Bases 1 to 495 code for a protein of 164 amino acids. NCBI's taxonomy places the organism in Eukaryota, Fungi, Ascomycota, Dothideomycetes, Pleosporales, Pleosporaceae.